Molecule: messenger RNA, 1335 nt
Organism: Lactuca saligna
Lineage: Eukaryota; Viridiplantae; Streptophyta; Magnoliopsida; Asterales; Asteraceae
Source: the annotation of a GenBank genome assembly
AAUUCCUCAUAUAGACCUAAAAGAAGCAAACGAAAACGACACAUGAGUACUAACAGCCAAUCAGAAUUCGACAAACAUUUCCCCUGAAACCACCAUGGUUUUCGAUCAAACCACCUUCCUUUUUCUCUUAUAACAUACACCACCAAAAUAGAAUAAACAACUGCUAUCCAAACACCAUUCCUCUUUCGUUCUGCUGCUCAAUUUCAUGGAUCCUUUCCUUUUUUAGUUCGUUUGAUGACACAAUCAAGGGAUUUGGAUUCAACUCUUUGCUUUUUCUCAACGAAAAACAGUAAGUAGAAGAAGAAAAAACGGAACUCAAAAAUGGGGAGAGGGAGAGUGGAAUUGAAGCGGAUCGAGAACAAAAUAAGCAGACAAGUCACGUUCUCGAAGCGAAGAACAGGAUUAUUGAAGAAAGCGCAUGAGAUCUCUGUUCUCUGUGAUGCUCAUGUUGCUCUCAUCGUUUUCUCUUCCAGAGGGAAACUGUUUGAAUACUCUACUCACUCCAGCAUGGAAGCAAUUCUUGAGCGAUACGAAAGAUGCUCAUAUGCAGAGAAGAUUCUCACAGAGCCUGGAAACGAAACAAUAGGAAGCUGGACUCUUGAAUCCUCAAAGCUUAUGGCAAAAAUAGAAGUCCUAGAAAAAAAUAUGAGGCACUAUGUUGGGGAAGGACUAGAGUCCUUAAACCUUAAAGAGCUUCACAGUGUAGAACAACAGAUUGAUACUGCUCUCAAACGAAUUCGAACCAAGAAGAACCAACUCAUGCACGAGUCCAUCUCCCAACUUCACAAAAAGGAGAAGGCACUACAAGACCAAAGGAAUACACUCUACAAGAAGUUGAAUGGGAAAGAGGUGAACACCGAUCCACAACCGCCUCGCAUGGAGGAUCGAGAUCCCGUUCAUUCUCUUGCAGUCGGCGGGGAUCCAUUUCUGGAAACUGAUGUAAGGGAGGAGGGAUACGCCGGAGAUCACCGUAUCUCUGCCACAUCGCUGCCGCCAUGGAUGCUGCGGCAUGUUCAUCAGGUAAAGGGAAGGUAAGAAGUUGGAAGUCGAAAAUGGUUUCAUAGAUGAUAAAGGCAUAAAAAGGAAACAUAGGCCCACGUUGUUUGAUAUUCUGCGAAUAAAAUGUCAGACUUUAUGGAUAUUCAAGCUCAAAAACGACAUUCUAUGUGUAUCAUGUUGGUGUUUUGAUCAAAAGAUGUUCGCGUUUGGAAUUUCUCAUGUAAAAUAACUUAUGCAUAUGUGCAAAAGUGCUUAUUAGUUUUUUCCAGUGUUAAAAAAGAGUUUUAAUACAAAAAUGUUUUGAAUAUGUUUUUGAUAUCAAUAUGUAAUAAGCUG